CUCCUGCAGCGCUUGGAGCCUGGUGGAAUAUUGUGAUGGCAGCUCAAAUGACCGAUGCCCAUCGGCGGUUCCUGCAGGUCCUGAUGGCUCACGGGGUAAUGGAAGGAUCAGGGGUGAGGAAACUGCACCGGCGCUGCUGUGAGAUCCACAAAGUCUACUAUGCGCAUGAUAAACUGGAUGAUUUCAUCAGUGCCAUUAACAGCCACCUGCAGCCCUUGUUCAUGCAGGUCCGGAAGGGGAUGUCGGAGGAUGACGGCAGAGCUCACUACGCGCUGGUGAAUUUGGCAGAAACUGAAAUAACUAAAAUGGCAUCUGACUAUACAGAAAAUGAAUUAGAAUUGUUCAGAAAAACAAUGGACCUAAUCAUUUUAUCAGAAAAUGGCUUUGCCUCUUCUACAGAUAUUUUAAACUUGGCUGACCAACUUAAGACAAAAAAAAUGAAGAAAAAGGAAGCAGAACAAGUGCUGAAAGUUUUUGUGGAGGAUAAGUGGCUCUCUGAGAGAAAUGGAGAAUAUACUCUGCAUACUCGCUGCAUAAUUGAGAUGGAACGAUACAUUCUCAGCAAUUACCAAGAUGUGGCAAGGAAGUGUAACAUCUGUCACAGCCUUGCCAUCCAGAGUCAAGUAUGUGAAUCCUGUGGGACUGCAAUGCACUUACCUUGUGUCAGGAAGUACUUCAGAGCUCCCACCGAACCGCGCUGUCCCCAGUGCAAUGACUUCUGGUCUUGUGACAUUCCAGGUGUGAGUCGGAUAGACUCCCAGUCCCCAUCAAAAACAGGGAGAGCAGAGAGGAGCCCCAGUCUCAGCAUGAGACGAUGCUAG
Messenger RNA from Chaetura pelagica (chimney swift), 821 nucleotides. RefSeq names its product non-SMC element 1 homolog (S. cerevisiae) (gene NSMCE1). NCBI's taxonomy places the organism in Eukaryota, Metazoa, Chordata, Aves, Apodiformes, Apodidae. Gene Ontology annotation, biological process: double-strand break repair via homologous recombination; DNA damage tolerance. The record is from RefSeq and is a predicted model, not a curated record. The transcript is spliced from 7 exons. Gene Ontology annotation, cellular component: Smc5-Smc6 complex; nucleus. Bases 36 to 821 code for a protein of 261 amino acids. Gene Ontology annotation, molecular function: ubiquitin-protein transferase activity.